This is a messenger RNA of Carya illinoinensis, 917 nucleotides long. Its product is annotated as cytochrome P450 71A1-like. The record is from RefSeq and is a predicted model, not a curated record. The coding region runs from base 134 to 799 and encodes 221 amino acids. Gene Ontology annotation, molecular function: iron ion binding; heme binding; oxidoreductase activity, acting on paired donors, with incorporation or reduction of molecular oxygen. NCBI's taxonomy places the organism in Eukaryota, Viridiplantae, Streptophyta, Magnoliopsida, Fagales, Juglandaceae. The transcript has a single exon.
UGGCUCAGCUACCAUGGUUAAUGCUACAAUCAUGGCAAGAGCUACACAAAAUACCAGUACUCAAUCCCUACCUAUCUCUUCUUUUCAUCUUUUCAAUUCUAUAUGUUUCUAAACUUAUACUCAAAAGUGGCAAAUGCAAUUUACCUCCAUCCCCAACAAAGCUGCCAAUCAUAGGCAACCUUCACCAGCUUGGCACACUCCCGUAAUGCUAUUACACUUGGGUCAUGCUCCAUCCCUUGUGGUGUCAUCUGCAAAUAUGGCCAGGGAAGUCAUGAAGACACAUGAUAUCACUUUCUCAAAUCGGCCAAGAGCUACAGCUGCUGACAUCAUAUUGUAUGGUUGUACAGACAUAGGGUUCGCAUCCUAUGGUGAAUAUUGGAGACAAGCAAGGAAAAGCUGCGUCCUUGAACUUUUGAGCCUCAGGGCGCAAUCAUUCCAAUAUGUAAGGGAAGAAGAGGUUCUUUUAUUAACAAAUAGGAUACGUGAGUCGUGCCUCAAACAAACUUCUGUUAAUCUAAGCGAAAUGUUCUUUGUCACCUCAAACAAUAUAGUCUCUACAUGUACGCUUGGACAGAAGUAUGAAGGAGGAGAUGCUAGGAGCAGGUUUCAACAGCUACCAAGAAGGAUAAUGGUGCUAUUGACAGCAUUCUGCAUCAGAGAUUUUUUCCCUUCUCUAGGAUGGAUUGAUGUUCUUACCGGACUAAUCCCAAGUUUGAAAACUGUCUCUAGAGAAAUUGAUCCAUUUUUAGAUCAAGUUAUUGAAGAACACAAGAGAAUGAGAAGUGAGAAUGAGAAGUAAUCAUGAUCAUGACCAACCAAAUAAGAAAGACUUUGUUGACUUCUCCAACUUCAAGAGGACGGUAUGCUUGACUAUGAGUUCACUCAAGACAACCUCAAAGCAAUCUUACUGGUCUCUC